Ornithorhynchus anatinus (platypus) is the source of this 1447-nucleotide messenger RNA. RefSeq names its product natural killer cells antigen CD94-like. The transcript is spliced from 8 exons. Bases 169 to 909 code for a protein of 246 amino acids. The record is from RefSeq and is a predicted model, not a curated record. NCBI's taxonomy places the organism in Eukaryota, Metazoa, Chordata, Mammalia, Monotremata, Ornithorhynchidae.
GUAGAUUCCUCCCUGAACAUGCAGAUGAGAUUGUCGAACUUUGCCUGUCCUUCAACCUCGAAGUCACACAGAGACACCGUUCACAUCUUCCCAUUUCAACGUUAAUUGCAGGAUCCCAGCGCCUGGCAAAUCCACACACACACAGUGUCUCAAGUCUUCAGGGCAGAGAUGAGCAGAGAGCAGGAGAGAUACCCUGAACGGAAUAUUCCCAACCGUGAGAAGGAGCAGCAUGGAAGAAAACCUGAGAAUUCCAAGAGCAAAAUCAGGCUCCACAGCCCAAACCCUGCAGAACCCUCCAGGUGCCCUCUCUGGCAGUUCAUCGCUCUGACUCUGGGAAUCCUUUGUCUCUCAUUGUUGGCAGCAGUGGCUGUGUUGGCUGUUCUGGGAACACAAUCAUCUUCCUUCAGCCAAGAACAAGAGUCCCCUGUCAGAGCCACUAAACUUCUCCAGGAAGCGGUGACACAGGAAACACCCUCCGGCCAAGAACAUAAGUCCCCUUCCAGAGCCACUGGACCAUACCAAGAAGCACUGACGCAGGAAAGUUGUCACUGCCGAACCUGCCCAGUGCCUUGGUUUGGCGAUGGAAAAAACUGCUAUCAAAUUUCUUCGGAAAAGAAAUCUUGGGAGGAGAGCAAAAAUGACUGCAAAUCUUGGAAUGCCACCCUUCUUCAGAUAUACAACAAAGAGGAGCUGGAUUUCCUGAAACUCCUUCCAAUGAUGGGGUGGAUGGGACUCUCCCGUCAAUCAGCUGAUGAUGCUUGGAAAUGGACUGAUGGCUCGAUUUUACAGAAGGACUUGAUCCAAAUCAACGACGUUCAAGAACCUGGCAACUGUGUCAUUUUCAGAACAAUUGAUGUACCCUACUAUGCUAAUUGCAAAAAAAAAAUUACCUUUAUCUGCAAAUUAUAGUCCUGCUCACCAUGAUAACUUUGGAAACCAAGAAUUUCAGCAGAAGUGAAAAUGUAUAUUCUGGGAAAUACUGGCUUCAGGAACUCCUACAAUACUGGCCCUAAACAUUUCAGUGAGAUUUUUACAGCUCCCCAUUUUUGAAGUGUCCGUAGUCAGAUUUGGAAGGAGAUGGAUGAUGGUUUCACAUGGUGGAGAAACCGAUGUCACUUCUCCACCUCUCUUUGUGUUUGUCACCAGCUAGUUAACCUUCCAAUUCAGUUAAUGUCAACUGUCAUCUAAUUUAUUUAGGCGGUUACAGCCUUUGGGAGACCUAACUUCAUACCAAAUUGAAGUAGUAUUAAUCAGUGGUGGUAUCCAAUCUUCCACAUAAUUGUCAGUACUGGAUCUAAUAUGAGGACUAGUCAACUUCUUGCAUUACACAAUGGCAAGAUCAUCUUUGAGAACCAAGUAUACUUGCGUGCAUGUGUGUAAAAUAGAUUUACCUUUGGAGAAAGCCCAUGUGAGAUUUCUACCAGGAUAAUAAACCUAAUCAAUCAAA